CUACAUUCUACCUUAUUCCUCUUUUCCGUCUCCCCCUCCCCUGCAUUCUGUCUCUCGUGCUCGCCGCUCCCAUUGUUGGUUCCGAUAACAGAAACCAACCAUGGGAGAGCCAGAACCACCUGCCAUUUCAGACCCUCCAUCAGCAUUACCACCACUACCCGCGGCAGAAGAGCCCAAAACAUCUACAAAUAAAUCAGACUCUCCUUCAUCACCGAGAGCAUCUACGAAUUCAGACGCUCCAUCAUCACCACGGCCAUCACAACCAGAAGAAGAACCACCGAAACAAUCUACAAAUUCUAACUCUACAGCAUCACCAACACCGUCGCAGAGAUACACAACACCUCGGCUGCCUGUUUCUCUUGUUCAACCUUCGCAGAAAAAGAAAAAACCCGUCAAAGUUGUAAGAAUUCUUCGUGCUCUCUUUAGAUCGUUCCCGGUGUUUACACCCGUUUGCAAGUUUAACGGCUUUCCUGACAGAAACCGUACGACCACCGGAGUUUUAGUAACCGGUACGUUAUAUGGGUUUCGAAGAGGACGAGUAAGUUUAUGCAUACAAGAGAAUCCAAAAUGUAUUCCUACGUUAGUGAUUGAACUUGCCAUGCAAACUAGUGUUUUACAAAAGGAAAUGAGUUUAGGUAUGGUAAGAAUAGCUCUUGAAUGCGAAAAAAGACCUGCCGAUAAAGAAAAACUUAAACUCUUGGAUGAACCAGUUUGGUCUAUGUAUUGUAAUGGUAAAAAGGGUGGAUAUGGUAUGAAAAGAGAUGCUACAGAUGAAGACUUAAACAUCAUGGAGCUUCUCAGGGCGUCGUCGAUGGGAGCUGGUGUUCUUCCUGGGAAUUCAGAAGUUGAAGGUCCGGACGGCGAGUUGGCGUACAUGAGAGCCUAUUUCGAACAUGUUGUUGGAUCAAAAGAUUCAGAGACAUUUUAUCUGAUUAGUCCUGAAGGGAAUCAUGGCCCAGAGCUAAGCAUAUUCUUCGUCAGGGUUUGACAUAUACGUUCAUGUCUUCCCAUGCAUGGCAUAAGAACUACUAUGACCGACGAUCGCCGAUAUCCAAAAUGCACACGUUCAUAUACCGUAUUCCAGAAGUGUUUGAGCUCGUCGGAGACGAUAACGAGCGUCAACCAGACAGACGCAUAUAUAGAGACGACCACCGUAUGCAUGUUGUAUUUGAAAUAUUUGGUGUGGUCAUUUGAGUAAAGUUUGAACAGUAGAAUGUACUAAUAUAUUUCUAGAUGUAUAAAAGAGAAAGAGGGGGUGUGAUUGGGGGCAGGGGAUUUGGCUUCCAAUAUUCAAUUGUGUUCAGAAUUUGCUUACAAAAGAAAAUUGGAGAUUUUUUUUUUUCCUUUUAA
This is a messenger RNA of Papaver somniferum (opium poppy), 1350 nucleotides long. RefSeq names its product protein MIZU-KUSSEI 1-like. Lineage: Eukaryota; Viridiplantae; Streptophyta; Magnoliopsida; Ranunculales; Papaveraceae. The coding region runs from base 101 to 988 and encodes 295 amino acids. Gene Ontology annotation, biological process: hydrotropism. The record is from RefSeq and is a predicted model, not a curated record. The transcript has 2 exons.